Balaenoptera musculus (blue whale) is the source of this 5899-nucleotide messenger RNA. It is a transcript of the gene PRRG3, whose product is annotated as proline rich and Gla domain 3. The transcript is spliced from 4 exons. The record is from RefSeq and is a predicted model, not a curated record. Gene Ontology annotation, molecular function: calcium ion binding. Bases 117 to 812 code for a protein of 231 amino acids. Lineage: Eukaryota; Metazoa; Chordata; Mammalia; Artiodactyla; Balaenopteridae. Gene Ontology annotation, cellular component: extracellular region.
CAGGGGCCCUGCUGGAAGAGGCGCAGCAGCGAGGUGGCGGGCUGCGUGCGCAAACAGGGCUGCCGCCUCCUGGGCCCGGAGAACGGGAAGUGAGACACUGGACCUGAGGGAGCGCCAUGGCAGUGUUUCUGGAGGCCAAGAAUGCCCAUUCGGUCCUGAAACGGUUCCCUCGUGCCAAUGAAUUCCUGGAGGAGCUGCGCCAGGGGACCAUCGAGCGGGAGUGCAUGGAGGAGAUCUGCAGCUACGAGGAGGUCAAGGAGGUGUUUGAGGACAAGGAGAAAACGAUGGAGUUCUGGAAAGGGUACCCGAAUGCAGUCUAUUCAGUUCGAGACCCUGCGCAGAGCUCAGACGCCAUGUACGUGGUGGUGCCCCUUCUGGGGGUGGCGUUGCUGAUUGUCAUCGCCUUGUUCAUCAUCUGGAGGUGCCAGCUGCAGAAGGCCACCCGUCAUCACCCCUCAUAUGCUCAGAACCGGUACCUAGCGAGUCGCGCGGGGCACAGCCUGCCCCGGGUCAUGGUGUACCGGGGCACCGUGCACAGCCAGGGGGAGACCUCUGGGCACCGGGAGACAGGGAGCCCCCCGCAGGUGGUGCUGGGGCCUAGUCGCGGGGGUAGAACCACGGUCCGCCUCGAGAGCGCCCUCUACCUUCCUGAGCUGUCUCUCUCCAGGCUGUCCAGUGCCACCCCUCCGCCGUCCUACGAGGAGGUGACAGGUCCCCAGGAGAGCAGCGGUGAGGAGGCGAGCGUCUCUUACAGCGACCCGCCCCCGAAGUAUGAGGAGAUAGUGGCCGCCAACCCCGACUCAGACAAGUAGCAGGACUCGGGUCCUGUCCAGUGUGAAAGCCUCGUUCAGGGGCCUCCUGUUUUCUUUUUAACUUUUUUAAGACUGUGCCACCACAAAACAGCCUUAGCCUCCUUGUUGCCAAAUAAUUUCCUAUCCGUGGAUUUGUAGGAAGUCUGUUGUCAGAGACAGGUGGAGGGGGUAGGGAUCACGCAUGCAUCAACACCUCUGGGGAGAGCCACAGGCCAGAGAGCCUAGCUCUGCCGGAAGCCCUCACGCCCCUGCCAUCCUGUCUUCCUGUCAGGGACUGGCUUCUCUUAUGCCAAAGGAAUCACCCCAUUGAAUUGAUUGUGGCCAGAAUGUCCAUAGGCUCGGGCCCGGGGGCCACGCAGCUGGCCGAAGACCGGUUUGUCUGAAGCCUCGCCACAGAGAUGAGGGAGAGAAGCCAGCCCUUCAGCGCCCUUUUCCCUCACUAGCCCUGUGCUUUCUGUCCUUGCUCACGUUUGACAAGGACAAGGACAGAACAGAAACGAAAAGAGUAAUAACACAACGAACACAAUAAAACAGAACGAUAUCACCUGGGCCACUCAUAGGGGUUCAAGGGAAAUCAGUCACGCAGAUCAUCUGUGACACUCCCCUCCCCCGACACUCACCCCACACUCCCGACCAGGUUCAAGGGAAUGUCUGGAGUCACCUGGAAGGAGGACGGGGGUGUGUGAAGGAUGAGGGGCGGGGCCUGGCCGACAGAGCUACCUCCUUCAGACUGGGGACGUUGCCAUCUGGAGGGUAGCUCUGAUCCUACUGUGCUUGGCCUCCCCCAGACCCUGGCUCUCCAGGCACGUGUACCUUUAGCUGUGCUAAAGCCGCUACCCAUUGGCACGAGCCCUAUCAUAGCCUCGGGAAAACGGACGCUGCUGACCCUGCCUGUGGAGCCCAUGGCCUUUGAACGGGCGGGGUCUGGGCUGGGGCAGAGAGCUGAAGUUUUCUGCUUGUGAGGUUGGCCCGUAGGAUGAUUAAACCCACGAACUGGGCUUCCUCAGCACUGUGCUCUCUGGCUGUGAACUUUUAGGCUACUGCCCUUUUCGUGAGUAGGUGUGUUGAGAUGAACUUGAAUUUCAGAUGGCUGAUUUCUUCUUAAUGAUGGUGCCCACCAGGGGAGAAGAUCCAAAAGUGUCCCUUUUUAGAAAUUUCUCUGUGGGGGAGAUGGGGAAGCUCAUGACCUGGGGUUGACGGCCCAUCAGUGAUUUGCUCUGUCAUUAGCAGAUGCUGGUCCACUGUUAGUAACCCCUUUCUGUGGCCCAGGAGCUGCCCACCUCUCCAUUUCAGUGAGGCUUCGGGCUGCAGCGGGGCAGAGGUGACCCGCCCUUUAAAUGUCAGCGACCGCGCAAAAGACACUGUCAAUACUGCCUCCCCACCCCUCCAUCUUCAUCCUCCUGGCCUCAGCACCAAACCAUUUUUCCUCUGUGGUGCUUUAAAAAAUGUAGCAAAUUUUUGUGGGGCCCCAAAGAGUGCACAGCCAGGGUCUAUUGGCAACCACAGCAGUUUAAAACCCACUGAGAAGACAAGCUUCUCUCUGUCUAAACAGCUCUCCAAGGCAGGCCUCAGGCCUCGUUCUUUGAAUGCGGCCCUGCCUAGAGGCCACAGAUGACUUCUGGAGGCCCCUCCAGUCCUGGGCACUCACCCAGGAACAUGCUUCAAACGAGGAGGCUUUGUGUUCUUACCCCAGCGAGGCCACCAGCUUGGACAGCACAACCCUGUGGCCGGGGUUUUCCAUCCUUACCCCUACCUCACAGGUCUCCUGGAGGCUGGCUGAGCUAACGCCUGUGCAGUGCUUGAGACACCGGGAAGCCAGUGCAGUUUGCCCUUAGGAAGAUUCUUCUAGAAAUAUGUAGGUUAUAAGGGACCAGUUUUAGCGGAGGCCUUUGUAGGACUCUGAAGUCGAGUCUCAACCUGGGGAGUCAGUCUCCCGCGAGUUGGACCGUUCCGCACCCCUGCUCCCCUUCCCCGAGAGCUCCCUGAUGCCAGAGGUGCUGACCAGGUGGCAUUCCACCUUUCCUUCCUCCCUCUUUUCCUCCCUCUGGGCCUCCAGCACCGCACUCCUGCCCUUUUUCACAAAGGCAUUUUGGGCCUAGAAAGCCCCUGCUUUGUCCAUGAGGGAUGCUGGGGUCCAUCCUAUUCAGCCAUGUUGGAGGACCCGGGGCAGCCUGAGGCUCCGGGGCUGGUCCCUGCCAUCCCAGCCUUUCCUCGGGGGCCGUGCCUGCGUGUGACCCUGGAGCACGGGAGAGAGCCAGCCGUGGGCCCCACUCACCAGAGCCAGAGGGAGGUUGCCCGGGACUGCCUGCUCCCUUUGGCCCCCGUCGAGCCCCUCUCUGCUGAGCUGCUUGCUGUUUGCAGCCGGCUGGAGGUGGGAGCGGGUGGGAUGCAGGAGCCCGGCCCGUUGGAGGGCGGCCUGCAUCCUGCAGGCGCCGAGCUCUCCGGUUCAGGUGCUUCGCAGCGUUCUUCCACGUGGGGUUGCCACCGUGGUCUCUGGGACGUUUUUCGCAGUAUAUCAUAGAAAAAAAGAUUGUACAGUACACCAUGGUCAUAACUCCUCGUGGUGCACAUUUGGCUUUUACGAAUGCCCUGUACAUAUCUUUUCAAACUCUGUCUUUGUAUGGAUGUUGAUUUGAUACAGCGCUUAAUCUGCAGUAGCCACAUUUUCAUUGUUUUUGGACUUGUGUGUGUGUGUGUGUGUGUGUGUGUGUGUGUAUACACGUGUGCACGUUGCCUUUUCUCACAUGCUUAUUUGAAACAAUAGCCGGUGUGUGGCUAUAUUUGUACCAGGAGGGUUCCGGUCUGAAGGGAGGAAUGUCACCUCCCAGGGCUAGGCAGCCUGAGGACAGGACCCUGAGUCAGGAAAGCCGAGAUUAGCUGUUGGAGCGAGCCCGCCAGAGUUGCCGCCUUCCGCCCUCCUUCACAAAAGGUUUUGGAUGAAGAUGAAGCAACUCCAUCCUGUGGGCCUCCCCACUGUGGGACCCCCCCCCCUCACAUGCCCUUUUGGAGCAGUGCCCCCAGCCUUGGCUCCUGUUCCGUGGGUAUCAGCAGCUGAAGGAAAUCUGAGCACUCCUGGGCCUUUUUGGUUUUUAUUUUUAUUUCUGGUGGAAAGAUGUGUGACUGUUGACUUUGGGAACGGCAGGGCUGGUUAUUUAGAUAAUUUUCACUUAAAAAAAAAUAGAAAAGGCUUUGACAAAUUCCUUGGAAUGUGACUGUCACAUGUUUUCAACCAAAAUCUUUCAAAGACUUUUUCAAACAAGCAUCACAAUCUUGCCCCUCCCCUGCUACUCCCCAUCACUUGGGGGUUUACAAAACGAAAGCACAACAGGAAGUGGAGUGUGCAGGUGCCCAGCGUGUGCAGCCCUGCACAGCUGUGACGCGCCCUGGCUGACGGACACACAACACUGCGCCGUCUGACCCGGAGGCCAGGGCCCUCCUCUUCUACUUGCGAAUCCCACUGCCACUAGUGUGAAUUCCUUAGGGUGCUUCGGAAAAUAAGAAUCUGCCCAAUUUGUUGGACUUUGUGUUUUCGGUAGCUUGAAGAUGACGGAUCCGGGUCAGGAAAGCAUCUUUUUGCUAAGGAGUUGGAGCCAGAUGGUUCUUCUCUGGCUGGAGGUUGAUCUUUUCACAACCAAAUGGCAUCCCACAAGAAGAACUAAAAACUACGCUGCCUCUAGAUUGUUCCUUUGUCCGAGAGAGAGAGAGAGAGAGAGAGAGAGAGAGAGAGAGAGAGGGAGAGGGAGAGAGAGAGAGAGAGAUUAUUAAGAGAAACUCUCUUACCUACACUCUCUGUUUCUAGGAGUGUGCGUGUGUGUGCUACGUGUCAUGUGUGUGCCCUCACGUUCAAGGCCGAGAUGGAGAGCUGGGCAGACAAGCUGCUGUCUAGGCCGCUUUUCAGCUUGACAAGAACGCAGCUGCAUGUCAGGAUUGCACUGAUUCAGAAACAAGCACACCCUCCCCACCGAACGCUACUCAUGCUAAUCAGUAUAAUUAGCUAAUUUAAAAGUACUUUAAUCAGACUGCCUGCAACUAUGGUAAAAGCCCAUUAAUUCGAAGCCCACUAAUUCAAAACUUAGAGAAAAUCACAACUUAAGAUAAUUCACGGUAUCUGCGAUUCUCACUCCGUAGAAAUAUUCAAGGUAUUCUUCCCUUCAGUUAGUUUUCAGGGGCAUAUGUGUAAGAGGGAUCUAGUUUAAUAUGAGUACCUUUUUCAAAUAAAAGGCUCAAGAUAUUAUGGAUCCCUUCACCGUGCCUUCGGCAGCUCUCAUUUUUCGGGCUCUUCGUGUACAGGAUGAUCUCUGGUUCUCUCUCUACCGUGGGAAUGUUGGGUAUGGCAGCUUUUCAUUCUCCUCCUUUAUUUGCUCUAUGAAUAAAAUAGUUUGUGAACUAAACUGCAAUUUAAAGUAAUAUAACUGUAUAUCUUGCUAAAUCGUCUGUAAAGCAGAUGUUUCGCUAUCAGACUGGCCGCUCCCAUCAUUCGCCCCCAAAUAUUCAAACGCAUCGAGCUUUUCCUUUCACAGGCUGUGGGCGGUGAGUCUUUCUGGAGCAAGAAUUUUCCUGACAAAGAUAUCCUAACAGCGCAGCACACCCCCUCGGGCUCAGUGCCUCAACAGUUGUCCCACUGUACUGAGCUAUGUGACCGUUGCCCGGUGCCUGCCCUUCGCCCGCCCCCAGCCCAAGUAUUAACACAGAUAUUCGAGAUUGGGACAAAUCCCACAGCUGCUUAUGCCUCCCAAUCUGUCUCCCCUUACGGAUGCCACUUUCCCAGGCCUGAACACACCUGCUCUUUCACUCUGUGGUCGUGAAUUUGUGACAGUGGAAACCCUGAUAUGUGCAACUGAGCUUAUAGACAAGAUUACUGUGAAAUGGAUUAAUUUUGGUACCACUUUAAACUGUGCUCGUAAUUCAUGUGUUGACCCAUGUCAGCUGGGAAAUCUGUACAUUCAGUAAUAUGUCAGGAUUUCACUGGAGCCUGGGGGCAACAAACAAACGUACUUCUGAUUUCUUUCUCUCUCUCUCUCUUUUUGUAAUUGUUGGGUUUAGCUGUUAAGUUUGUCUCUUUCUGUACCAGAAGAUAAUGAAUAAUA